Messenger RNA from Aspergillus fumigatus Af293, 558 nucleotides. RefSeq names its product DUF3807 domain-containing protein. NCBI's taxonomy places the organism in Eukaryota, Fungi, Ascomycota, Eurotiomycetes, Eurotiales, Aspergillaceae. The record is from RefSeq and is a predicted model, not a curated record.
AUGCCGAGUCUACAGAUACCAUCCGUCACAAUAGAAGAUUUGCAAACCUUUCAAGCGAAACAUUUUCCCAGUAGCCAGCAAGUCACAUCGCUUGACUACAUCUAUGGCGAGACUGUAGAUGAUGACAUUGACGAUGAUGAUGAUGGCCUUGGCUAUUACCCAGAUGGCGUGAAGCGUACUCUCACGGACGAGCAGAUCCGCAUCUUCAGACAUAGUGAAAUCCACUCGUUACUUCGCCAGAAACAACUGCGAGAAGAGGAGCUAGCUGAGGUGGCCCGUGAAUCAACGCCUGUGAGACAAGCUGCUGGGGGUAUUGCUGAAGGGCAAGAGGACAGGCCCUCUAGUAUUCCGGGCAGUCAGCAGGAGAAGAUACCCAAUGCGAAAGAGGGCAGUGGCUUGGAAUCGCAUGAGGCAAAGGAUUCGUCGAUAACGAAGCGGGCAGAUGAGGCAGGCUCACAAGAAAGACUUGAUUAUGAUGACGAUGCUACCGUGCAGCGGGAAGCCCAUGCUCGUGGUCCAAACUUUGCUGGACGCAGAAUCAUAUCCUAUGAGGAUUGA